UUGCGCCGGUUGGAACAAAUUCGCUGGAUCCGAAUGAAGAUCAGCGUGAAAGACAAUUUUUUCGGUAUCCUCGGCUCGACCACUACGAUACGAAGUACAUACAUAAACUCCAUUUUCAUGCAAGGUCCGCCUCCCUCGGUCGACUCCAAAAGCCUGAUGGCCAAACUUUCCGGAGAACUAUCCAUUAAUCCUUCGUUGGAUAGAAAUAACUGUUUUCGGAUACCUUCCAUUCUGGGUGAUCGUAGAAUGGUGACCUUUUCAUCUCCGCCCCCGAUUGUAACCUUUUUUCUUUGGGGACGGAGCGCUCUUUACGGGACUGCACUGUCCGAACCCCGAACACUUGUGACCUCCGAUGCACUCCUUGUCUUCAAUAACCGAUUUGCUUUGGUCUCGCUGUUUACUCUUCACCGGAGGAGCUGGAGAUGGAUUUUGACUUUGACUAUUACUUGUGCUGCCGCCUCCACUGUCGCAGUUUCUGUAUUGCUCCAUGGCUUGCCGUUCCAGUUCCUAACAAAGUCAAUUUUCUGCUAACUCAAA
This is a messenger RNA of Neodiprion fabricii, 537 nucleotides long. RefSeq lists its product as uncharacterized. The transcript has 3 exons. Bases 34 to 531 code for a protein of 165 amino acids. NCBI's taxonomy places the organism in Eukaryota, Metazoa, Arthropoda, Insecta, Hymenoptera, Diprionidae. The record is from RefSeq and is a predicted model, not a curated record.